UAAUCCAAAAAAUGGUCAUAAGUUCUUAUGGCGUGCUUGUGAGAAAGUGUUUGAACAAAUUAAGUGUAUGAACAUUUCAAAGAUCAAAUGAACACUGCUAUGAUUAAAUAUGCUUUGAAGAAUGGAGUCCACCAUAUGAUAGAAUGUGGCGAAAAUGUUGACUUUAGUUGGGCAGAAGUUGUCAAAGUUGUUGGUGCGAGGUUAAUGGAUGUGGAAGACAAUGACAUGCAUACCAUUAGGUCUGAAUUACCAUUAGAAGAGUGGAAAUACAUUGGUGAAUCAACAAAACAUAGAGAAUUGUUUUUAAAAUUAAUUGAAUGUGGGCGCAAUCGCAGUGUUGAGGUUAAAGUGGUGGGCAAUGUACGUGCAAUAUUCUCAGAAGAAUUUUGCAUUGGCAAAGGAAGUAAUGCAACCCGUGUUUAUCUUGGACUGGGUAAGGAUGGUUACGGUAAAGCAGUCAAACGAAUACAUCGAGAUAGCUUUAUCCAGCUUGCACAGCAAGAAAAGAAAAUUUUGAAUGAUAUUAAAGCAAGAAAGUCGAAAUAUGUUGUGAAUUAUUUCGACUUAGACGAAGAUAAUGGAACGGAUUAUGUUUAUUUGAUCUUAGACUUAUGUGAAGAAUCACUGGUGAAGUUUGUGGAAGUUUCUACUAAGCAUGAUCUUCAAAAAGCUCUUCCUGAUAUUCUUAGACAAAUUUUAAAAGGAUUAGCUGAUCUUCAUAGCGGCCCAAAUCCUAUUCUUCAUCGGGAUUUAAAGCCUUCCAAUGUUCUGCGAGACUCAAAAAGUCAAUUUCUGAUAGCUGACUUUGGCAUAAGUCGAAUAAUGAAGAAUGACACUUCAACAUUUGACAGCAAUUCUUCCAUGGGAACCCAGGAUUGGAUAGCUCCUGAAUCAUAUCGCGAAGAUCAUGAUCCACUAAUUAAAGCGCGUUACAAAAGAAAAUCUGAUGUAUAUAAUGCAGGGAUGGUAGCUUAUUACGUAACAACAAAAGGAAAACAUCCUUUUGGAACUAUACCCUACAGACUGAUUAACAUGUUAAAUGGAAACCCUGUUGGUUUGAAAGAAAUCGAGGAUGAAACACUAAAGGACCUUCUGUCGUGGAUGUUAAAUCUAAAACCUGAAGACAGACCAUAUUCUAACGAAGCAUUAAAACACCCAUUUCUCAUGUCAGAUGAUGAGAAGUUUGAAAUGUUAUGUGAAGUUGGGAAUUUUCAUCAGAUUAAAGCAAAUUAUCUCCAGUCAAGUGUCGUUCAACAAUUGAAUAGCAAAUGCGUACUUUGGAAAAGUCAAAUUAAUUGGGAUGUCUAUGAAUAUUUUCGCACCUACGAGAGAAAUGGAAAAAUCUAUAAGGUCCGUUAUACAUCUUCAUGGGCAGAAUGCUUAAGGCUCAUUCGAAAUACUCGCCAGCAUUGGAACGAUCGGCCUCUACCGCAACCAGAAUUAUUUUACAAGAUUGGCGAUUACAGGGCGUAUUUUCUCCGAGCAAUUCCUAAUCUCCCUGUUCGGGUACAUGCUGCGGUCAGGUCAAAUAAAGAAUUGAAAAACAAACCAGAACUCAAGAAAUUUUUUUCUUUUAAUGAAAGCGAACCAAAUCAAUAAAACAAUUUAGACACAACAGAACCUGUUAGGGGUUAAAAAAAUAGUUGUUAAAAAAUCAUUGAUACUGUAAAGACCUUAUUUUAUAGAUAUAAAGGAAAACAGUUUCCACAACGUAUUUAGAUGAUAUUUCACCACAUUUCUGGUGAAUCUACAGCCUGUGGUAUUCAUUUAUACAAUGCAAUAUACCUGAUUAUUUAAUUUUUACUGUAAAUUGUUUUGGAAAAAGACUGAAGGCGAAUAUGACAUGUAAAGUUAACUUUUAUGUUUGGCUGCACUGAUAAAUUUUGCACUACAUUCAUCCAACAUAAUACACUUGUAUACGAUAUAGAAUUGUAUUUGGGAAGUUAUUAUAAUUACUAAAAGUCUGGCAUUGGUAUUUUGAGCUCUUGGGAGUUCCUUACCGUAUAAACCUGACCAUCAGGAGUUGUGCAUAAUUCCAUAAGUAGAAUCUUUUGUGUUUUACUAUCUCACAUUAAUUACGUAGCUGAGCCAUAUAAAAUUGUUGAAUUAAAUAACAUUUUCAUGAGAUUGAGUGAUUGACAGCAUUUUGUCUGAUUAUUUGUAAAUGGACUCAAUAAGAUUUUAAUUAAUUUUAUAGAAAAAUAUUCAUAGUUUUCCUCAUUUUCUGAUAUUUUGCUUAUUUCAUGCGCUGUAACCAUGACAAUUAUUUUGUGCCUAAAUCCGCACAACUAAAAUGCAAGUGCUAUGUAUUUAAGAUUUCUUAAAUGAAUAUUGAAUAUACACCUAAAUACACGUAAGGUUAACUA
Xenia sp. Carnegie-2017 is the source of this 2366-nucleotide messenger RNA. Its product is annotated as serine/threonine-protein kinase/endoribonuclease ire-1-like. Gene Ontology annotation, cellular component: IRE1-TRAF2-ASK1 complex. The transcript is spliced from 3 exons. NCBI's taxonomy places the organism in Eukaryota, Metazoa, Cnidaria, Anthozoa, Malacalcyonacea, Xeniidae. Gene Ontology annotation, biological process: mRNA processing; intrinsic apoptotic signaling pathway in response to endoplasmic reticulum stress; IRE1-mediated unfolded protein response. The coding region runs from base 88 to 1599 and encodes 503 amino acids. Gene Ontology annotation, molecular function: RNA endonuclease activity; protein serine/threonine kinase activity; ATP binding. The record is from RefSeq and is a predicted model, not a curated record.